AUGUCACUUUCAAUCGAACAAUAUGCCGUUCCCCAAGGCUCAACGGUGCUCAUUACAGGGGUUAAUGGCUUUAUUGCAUCCAACAUCGCAGACCAAUUUCUAAAGUUCGGCUAUAAGGUACGAGGGACUACCCGUAGCCUUGAAAAGAAUGCUUGGGUUUCUACGCUAUUCAACCAAAAGUAUGGUUCAGGUAAUUUCGAGUUGGUAGCUGUGGCGGAUAUGGGGGCCUCAGGUGCUUUUAUCGAAGCUGUCAAGGGUGUCUCGGUAGUUGUCCAUUCAGCAACGAUAUUUUCCCUGGACCCAAAUCCUCACAACGUGAUCCCUGGAACCAUCGCAGGAACUAUCAAUGCGCUGGAGGCAGCCGCUCAGGAGCCAAGCGUAAAGCGCUUCGUCCUCACGUCUUCUUCCAAUGCCGUCCUGAUCCCCGAGCCUAACAACCAUGUAAAGGUGACCGCCGAUACAUGGAACGACGAAGCUGUGGAGGCGGCAUAUGCCGACCCACCCUAUGAGCCGGAGCGCGCGUUGCCUGUUUAUGCUGCCAGUAAGACUUUGUCGGAAAGAGAAGCUUGGAAAUUCAUGGAUGAGAAAAAGCCCGGUUUUACUCUGAACGCCGUUCUGCCCAAUAUCAAUUUCGGCGCAAGCCUCGAUGUCGCCAACCAAGGUCACCCCUCCACCUCCGCAUUCGUUUCCGAGCUCUUCAAGGGAAAUCACAACUUUCUGGGCGGCAUUACACCACAGUACUUUAUUGAUGUGCAAGAUACCGCCUUGCUCCAUGUUGCCGCCGCCAUUCACCCCGAUGUCCACUCUGAGCGUGUUUUUGCCUUCGCCGAGCCGGUGAAUGCGGACGGUGUUCUGGCCAUUCUUCGUAAGCUCUAUCCGAGCCGCAGCUUUCCCGCCGACUUUCGGGCUGAGAAGGAUUUGAGCGAGAUUGUGCCACGCCAACGAGCCGAGGCUCUAUUGCGGGCCAUGGGCCAGGACGGAUGGACGAGUUUGGAGGAAAGCAUCAAGAGGAAUACAGAAGAUCUUUUGUAG
Molecule: messenger RNA, 1032 nt
Organism: Penicillium macrosclerotiorum
Lineage: Eukaryota; Fungi; Ascomycota; Eurotiomycetes; Eurotiales; Aspergillaceae
Exons: 2
Coding region: 1-1032 (343 amino acids)
Molecular function (GO): oxidoreductase activity, acting on the CH-OH group of donors, NAD or NADP as acceptor
Source: RefSeq, a predicted model, not a curated record